AUGGUGCACGUGGCGCCCGGCCAAGAUGUCGUCGUGGCGCUCAAGGGCUACAGCACGAGUGGCCGCCAAUUGUCCUACGCCAUCACGUCGCUCCCGACGCAGGGCGCGGUGUAUCAGCUCUCGCAGGUCUAUAGCGACUACGGCUACGACCCGAAGAAGGCCGCGAGCCCGGUGGCGUCGACGCCGAGCCUCGUGACCGGUUCCAAGGCGCGCAUCGUGUUUUCGAGGCCGUUCUCGUCGUCGCCGCUCGACACCAAGUUUGCCGAGUUUACGUACACGGUCCACGACGGCAGCGCCACGUCAUCACCCGGCAUCAUCACCGUCUCGCACGAUGUGGCCGUCAUGACGAGUCAAUUCUACUUUGAUUCGGACGGCUGGCGAAUCAUUCAAAACCAGCAGGCGACGCAGCCCAUCUUUGACCCGACAAGCCGCGGGCUCCUGAGCUACUACAUAUACGCCACCGAGGCCAUGAUUCAAACCAACCCGCAAAGCGGGAGUGACCUCGUGCUCUGGUACUUUGCGGCGCCGCCCAAGUUUCUCGGGAAUCAGUGGUACGCGUACGGUGGCGUCCUCAGUUUCGUCCUCGCCGCGUCCGAAGGCGACUUUGCCGCACGCAACGAUCCGUCGCAGGCGCCGCUCGUGCUGCUCGAGUGCGCGACGUGCAAUCUCAACGCGGGCGUCCGGCUGGCGUGGGCCCAAAGUAACUCGCCGCCCUUCACGGGCGCCACGCAAGCGUAUACGAUUCCACUGCUCGAGUCGGCGGGGUGGCGCCAAGACCCGAAGAACACGCUGCUGCCGUGGACGCCCCCGUCACAAUGUCAAUUUCUCGAGGUCCUCUCCAAGCUCAGCGGUCUCUCGAUCCUCGGCGACUUUACGACGCGCUACGAGACGGUCGCGCUGGACACGGUCCAGUUCCAGCACGGUCCAGGUGUGCCCCUCAGCUGCUACUAG
Saprolegnia parasitica CBS 223.65 is the source of this 951-nucleotide messenger RNA. RefSeq lists its product as hypothetical. Lineage: Eukaryota; Oomycota; Saprolegniomycetes; Saprolegniales; Saprolegniaceae. The transcript has 4 exons. Bases 1 to 951 code for a protein of 316 amino acids. The record is from RefSeq and is a predicted model, not a curated record.